CCCGUCACGUGCGCGGGGCGGGGAGGGGGCGCGGGCCGCCGCUGGCCGCCGCCGCGCGUGGGGGCGGCCGCCGCCCGCCGCAGUGCUGCCGCCGGAGCCGCAGCCGGAGCGACCGCCGUGGGAGCCGCCGGCCGCCGCCUCCCGCCCGCCUCGCCGCCCGCAAUAUGCCUCCGCUGCCCGCCGGCUGCUCGCCAUGCCGGGGACCCGCGGGCGCCUCUCCUCGCUGCUCCUGGCGCUGGCGGCCGCGCUGCUGCUGCUGCUGCUGCUGAGGGGGCGGCUGCUCCCCGCCGCCGCCGCCGCCGCCCCCAACCGCCCCCAGCAGCAGCGGGCGGCGCCGCCGGGGGACGCCGGCGCCGCCGCAGGAUCUGUGUUUACACUAAAAGUUCAAGUAAAUGACAUCAUCAGUCAUCAGUACCUGCGACAAGCAAUUGUAGAAGUGUUUGUUAAUUACACAAAGACAAAUUCUACUCUUACUGGAAACAACGGAGCAGUAUUAAUAAAAGUUCCCUAUAAAUUAGGAUUAAGUUUAACUAUUGCAUCGUACAAGGAUGGCUACAUGUUAACACCUUUGCCUUGGAAGACUGGGAAAAUGCCAUUAUACUCGUCUGUGACACUUUCAUUAUUCCCACAAAGUCAAGCUAAUAUAUGGCUGUUUGAAGAUACUGUUUUAAUUACUGGAAAACUGUCUGAUGCCAAAUCUCAACCAAGUGUUCAGUUUGCAAAAUUUUUAAUGAAACUUCCAACAGAUCACCAUAUUACAAAUGUUACAGCCUAUCUGACAGUGCCAGAGCAAUUUUUAAAAGUGGACAGCUUUCUCUACACAACAGGCAUUCUUCUAAAUAAAUCAGGUUUCAAAAGCAUUGAACUGACUCCUCUUGCUGCAAUAUGUGUAAAUGUUCUUUUGGCUGGGAAAGAACUGAAAGUGAACGGUCCUAUUCAUAUUACACUUCCUCUUCCUACAAGUACUGUAAAAUCAGGAGAUGCUAUUCCUGCAUGGACAUUUGAUAUGAAAACUGGUGCUUGGAUAAACCGUGGGCUGGGAAUGGUAAAGGAAGUAAAUGAUCAGUUAGUAUGGACUUAUGUUGCUCCACACUUAGGCUACUGGAUAGCAGCUCCACUGCCUGGAACAAGAGAGUCCAUUAUUAGUGCGGUUUCCAAGGACAUAACAGCCUAUCACACAGUGUUCCUUACAGCCAUUUUGGGAGGUACUGUUGUCAUUAUCAUUGGAUUUUUUGCUGUUCUUCUUUGUUACUGCAGGGACAAAUGUGGUCGCACACAAAAGAAGGAAAAAAAUACAGCCAGGCUGGAGAUCAUAAAAAAAGACCAGACAACAUCAACAACUCACAUAAAUCACGCCAGUGUUGUCAAGGGCUCUUUAAAGCUAGAGGAUAAGUCACAGUUAUAUGCACCGAAGAUUUCUUCAUACAGCCCUCAAAGACAGACAUCUGCAGAAGCAGAAGAUGGAAAAUCACGGGACAAUUUUAAAAUCUACACAGAGGAUGCUUCUUAUCAGUCAUCCCGCCAGACUGGUCAGUCAAGAAAUUCAACCCAUUCCUUGGAGCCUAAUACUGGAGUUAGACACUUACAGCAGCCAAAGCAUAUUAACAAUAUUUCCCAGACUCCAAGGGACAUUCGAGACCAAAACAGAUACCUUCCACUGAAAGAGGAAAUGUAUGGCCUUUCCCAUAUCCCAGAACAUCUAAUGCAUAUUUACAAUCAACCAAUUGCUGUUCUUCAAACCUCUGACCUUUUCCACUCACCAGAACAAUUGCAUGCUGCUAAAUCAGCAACUUUGCCAAGAAAAGGGCAGUUAGUAUAUAGCCCCAUGAUGGAACCCAUGAAUCGAGACAACUACAUGCAAACAUUACCCAAAAUGCCAGGGCAUUCUCAUCCACAGCCUUCUGUUUGCAGAGAUGAAAAAAGUACAUUAGAUGGCCAACAGGGCUUACCCUCUCAAACAUCAAACUGGAGCCGGUACACUAAUAGUUUACUGGAAUCUGUCUCUGUUCCUGGGACACUGAAUGAAGCAGUUGUAAUGACUCCAUUUUCAUCUGAACUUCAAGGUAUUUCAGAACAAACAUUACUGGAACUCUCUAAAGGAAAACCAUCUCCGCACCCUCGAGCAUGGUUUGUGUCCCUAGAUGGAAAACCAAUAGCUCAGGUGAGGCAUUCCUUUAUAGAUCUGAAAAAGGGUAGAAAAACGGAGAGUAAUGAUACUAGUCUGGACUCUGGUGUGGACAUGAAUGAGCAUCAUCCUGGUAGGAAACUGGAGAGAGAGAAAACUUUCAUUAAAAAUAUGCCUCAUUCUAAGAUCCUUUACUUGGAAGAUCUGGAUUUGAGUAGCAGUGAAAGUGGGACCACUGUUUGCACUCCAGAGGACCAGGCUGUGAGACACAUUCUGGAUGGAGGAAAUGGGCCUGACACAGAACAGCAUGAUGAAGAAGGUCUAAGAAGAAAAGCUGUAACAGGAAAUCGUGAGUCUAGUAUCCCUCCAGCUAAAAAAAGGGAUAGACCAUCUCUCACAAAAAGAGACAGCAAAACCAAUAUCUGGAAGAAGAGAGAGGAGAGACCGCUUAUUCCUAUGAAUUAAAACACAAUGUGCUUUGUGUUGUUGCUCUCCCUGCUGGUUAACGCCCUUUGGAUUUCAUGUGUAAUUUUGCAGUGUUGGGUUCACAAUAGAAACAUUGUUUUCUAGUGUCAAGAAAAGUUACAUUUUUUUAAUACACAGACUGAGUUACUAUGACCAACGGAGCAAUUGAUAUUCAAUGUGAUUUCUUAACAGGGAAACACUACAGUUAAAAUUUGCCAGUUCCUAAUUUUGCUGACGGUAUAGAGAAGGGCCACGUUUUAAUUAGCCUGUCGUUCUUGGAUGCAUCUCUUGGAAUGCACAGUGAGAAAUGUAGGCACAUCUUUUAUUUUUUUUAUACUUGUUUCUAAUGUUUUGGUAGAGUGGUUAAUGCCAUUCCCCAGCCUUGUUCCUAGUAAAUGUGACCAUCUGUACAGUAUUUUAUAUGUGACCUUUUGUAGGGAUAUGUCACUACUUCUUUGUAUGAAGUUUCAUAAAUCAGUCUCAAGACACCAGCAGGUGAGCUCUGUUGGAUUUAUCAGCAAGGCUCUAUAGCAGCACUGCCCUCUCUGUGUGCCCACCCACAAGCAAAAGGUUGCCAUUCCCUACAGCGGUGGCAGAAGAAAUGAAGUGUACAAGUUCUGUUGCCACUGUUGUUCACAGUCCCUGCUGUCUUAACUUAAAAUGUUACCCGUUUCAGUUUAAUCUGCUUUGUUGUGAACUGUGGAUGUUGAAUAUCAGCAUCUGCUAUGAAGUGUCUGCCCCCAGCAGAAGAUGACUGGUGCUGGUAACAUUUGAAGCUACUGCAACUACUGAUUCCAGUGGGCUUGUUUCAGCUUCAUUCUCAGUUAUAAUCUUCUCUUCUGCAUGCUGUUGAGCCAGUUGCUCUGAAUCAUAGUCUUCGGCUGCUGCAGAUUUGUAAGUUAAGGUAGAGUGUGGCCCAUAAUGAAAAAGUAUGCAAGUUCAGACGAAUUAUGCUUUUCAAAUAGAUUUCUUUAAUGGGAAAGCUCGAUAUCAUUGCUUUUUAUUUUAUGUUUAAAAAAUUGGAAGAUCAUCAGAGGUUUAUGUGCCUACAUUUUGCCAGCCUGAGCUACUUUUGUCCUAGGCUGUGCAUCACAGAGGGGUUAAACAGACUUUUACGAAGUUUUUUAAAUGAGCCUGAGGAAGCGGAUCUCAAAACUUGGUCUGUAACACAAUAUAAAUACUGCUUAUAACUCAUCUUGGAGUUAAAUUGUUACCAAAAGUCAUGAAUGCAUGAUAUGUAACUAAGAUAUGUAUAGAGGAAGGAAAAGGCCAUCAGAAUAUUCUUUAUUUUUAAUGUUCAUCUUGUCAAAGUGAUAGAUUCAACUUUGGCUAACAGAAAAGUAGACACACUCCUUAACGUGCUUCGUAUAGUAGACCAUCUUUCUGUGGCUUUUAGGUUACUUCCCUGAUGAAAUAAGUCCCAGCAUUUUGGCUUUGGGAGUUUGAUUAUAAAUCAUUCUUUAAAAGCUUUGUAAAUAUUUCCCGUAUAGUCUGCAGUGUUUAAGGUUCUAUACUGAGACCCAAACAUACUAUGCGUGUUACUAAAUUGAGGAGUCAGGUGUACUCCAUGGUCUGCCCUGCAAUACUGAUGCCUCUGCCCCAUUAUUCACUAUUACUGGACACUGGCACUCUCUGUGCCCAUACUUCAGGAUUUCUUUCCACAGAAAAACAGGGUGUGCGUAUUUAGAUCCAACCCGAACUUGCAGUCAGGAUGUGGCAAAGGGUGGCACCCAAGACUGGGGAAAUACCCCAUGCAGCUGGGCUUCUGGGAUCUUUUGCUUAGGAAACACUACUGUUAAAUAGGUCUGUUCUUUUGGGAUUGCCUGGUACUGUUUCUAGAAUAUGCAGAGUAAUCUGAAUGGUAAUAGCAAUACAUCCAUAUCUCAGACUCUCUCUGGUAUGCAGUUGCUUCAUGAACAAAAUAUGAUAUUCCUGUUGAAUUCACAAAUGUGAAAGUGCAAAAUAAGUUUGAGAGAGAGGUGUGCAACUAAAUCUAUAAUUUUGUUUUGCCAAAAGAAUCUGGUUUAAUUAAACAAUUCAUCUUCUUCAGAGGUGAGGAUGGCUUGCCACAUAUUAGCAUGCCGUUGGUACUGUUUUUUACGUAACUAAUUCAUUAUUCCUCUACAAAAUGUGUUUUUACAAUAGAUACUUAUUCAGUUCCACUGGAUUUUGUUUAUGACUUACUUUAGAGCCCCAUACGGUGGUGUUUUUAUCCUUUGCUUUGUUACAUAUAUUAGGAGUCCAUUAAAUUUUGAAUAUAGGCAUACAUUUAGUCUGAAAGAUAAUUUGACUUUUGAGGUUUAAAAAUGCCCUGCUCUUAGAGUUGCAUCACUUCUGAUGAGUCACUUUUCAAAAAAAGAAUGCUAUAUAUUCUGCGGAAACUAACAGAAGAUCCCUGUCAAGCUAAAUGGUUUUGAGAUAUCAAUCAAUAUUAAAUUGAUAUGUCUCUACAUAUAUUUUUGUUCACCUACAGCAAUUUAAAUAUAUUGCAGAUUCUCUGUGUUUUUAAUGUGUUGUUUCAUUAUAUAUACCAAAAAGAGGUAAUUCCUCAAACUUACUGCAUCAUUAAAAACUGAAGACAACAGUAAAAGGCUUUAUACAUGCAAGUUCAAAGGAAUGAAGUUUUGCACUCCAGUGUACUUAUUUUGCAUCAGAGGAGGUAUUUGUUCACCAAAGAAGGAUUAGAAAUGUUGAAAAGCUCAGCGGUAAGUUUGGGAUUUCAGAAGAGCCAUGCCUGAAGAUGUCCUGAUUUAGUGCAGAUUCUUGUCUGCUAUGCUAGCUGACUCAGAGCAGAGUGGAGUUCAAUUUUGUACCAUCAUUCUAAAUGAGCUUUUGGCUGUCUGCAUUCAGUCACAAUUUGACCCAGUAUAGAUGGUAGUACAAAAUGUGCCCUUUAAAGGUCGUAGGCAAAUAAGGGACGUUUCAGCUUUUAGCCAACACUGAAAGGCGGAAGGGAACAGACCUUACAAGAGCUGCUUACUGCUAGGCUUCUCAGGAGUAGGAAGAAAAAUAGAAUAAAAGCUUUCUGAAAAAUAGGCAUCUCAUUACAUACAUAGAAGUGACCUAUCUGUAUAUAAAGCAUGUUCCCUUACAGGUUCUGAAAUAGCUGUAGCAUGUCUUUGGCAGUACACCUCACUUCAGGAGCUUCAUUGUGGAUUGGUAUCUCUGCUAGAACUUUGCUCCUCCCUUGUCUAAGGUGGGUGUGGGCUUUUUUUUUUUUUUAAGUGAAGUAGUUAAAUUGUCCAGGCAUUAAAUUCUCCAGUACUUAAUUAUUUUCUGGGGAGUGUAUGCUGCAGUUCUGGUAAUACCAUUUUCAAGGCUGCCUUUAUUGCUUACCAUUGCUUCUAUCCAGGCCAGUCAAGCAACAGCUACAUUUGCUUUCUUCGUAGAUCCCAUAAGCUAACUUUUCUGUGUGUAACUUGCUAGCAUUUAGCACAUACUGUCUUAUGCUGCUGGUAAUGCUUCAAAGGCUUUGCUAAAGUCUAGUUCUAUAUUGAAAGCAAAUACAUAACGUGUUUUCUGUGUCAGCAUAUGGGAAACUAGUCUGUAGAGCGAAAUUAUUGGCUACAGUUGUAUCUGGGAAGACAAAUGAUGUGUGAAAAUGGUUGAAACCCCCAAGCACACAAUGACAGGAAAUUCUUCCUUGACCCUAUCCUGAGCAUUAAAUCUUUGAUUUUAAAAAUCUCUACAUAACUAUACAAUAAUUAUAAAUACUGAAUAUAAAUAUGAAGUAUAAUUUUAAAGUAUGUUGUCUGAGUCUUCAUGUUCCAGCUGUAUGUUAGAAUUUAUGCACUGGAAACCUAUAUUACCUCUUAGUGACUGGAAUUCUUUUUGUAUUUACAUCCAUUAGAAAAGGAGUUUAAGACAACACUGUGUUCUAAAAACUUUAAUUCCAGAGAUACCAUACAUGAUGUACAUAGGUAGAAAAGAUAAAACAUCAUCACAAAAUUUCUGUUUGUGGUCACACUAGUGCUUGUCUGUAUUUCUAUAUAUAGAAUCUGUAUGAUUUCUAUAUAAGAAUCUAUAGGAAAUCAAAGAACAGAUUUUUUUUCUGCUGUCUCAGUGUUUCAACACUAACACAGGGCUAAAAUGUCAGCACUAAAAUUAUGUCUAUACAAGAAGUAGUAGUACAGAUUCAUGACAAACUGCUCCUGGAAAGACCAUGGAAACACUCAGAGGUUUCCAUGUCUUUGAAUCUGGAGGUUGAUUGCCUUGAGAAUAAGAGCAGAAGUGGGCCAUGACUGCGGCAACUGAACGAAACCCUUUCUAAGGAGAGAGGGAUGGAGGUGGGGAGGAAUGGAAAGGGUACAGCUUCUUUCUGAUACUUGUUUUCAAACUGGUACUUGUGCUUCAAUGGAAUUGAUUCUUUUUAAAGAAUACAAACAUUUGUGAGCAUUUUGUCUUGAUUCUUCAUAAGAUGCUUUUUGCACCAUAAUCUCCUGAAAAAAGUCACCUUUUACUUGGAACUGUGCGUACAUGUAUAAAGUAUUUACAGAACACUCAAGACCAAAUUUUGUCUCACAUUUAAGAUGAAAGGUGGUUAAUAAACUUGAGGAUGCUUUCCCCCCUGUUGUUACAAUACACAAUGUUGAGAUUCUUCUCUUCUUGCCCAAGUGCAUUACUGAUUCCAGGUCUUUCCUGGUUUUGAUAAGGUGGCAGAUGGAUUUAGCCAAGUCCUGUUUAUGCAAAAUAGCUAUGUAGCUCAGGUCAGUUCUUUAGUGUAUCAUAAAUCAAGGGAAGUGAUCAAAUUAAAUAACAUGCAGCUUCACGCACAUUAAGCUUGUUAGGUUCCCUAGAAUAAGCUCAUUGGAAGUAGUUUAAAGAUUGUUAUCAAAUGCCAGGUAUUACAGAAUUCAAAAAAGACAAUAACUUCAAAAAAUCUAUUUGACUGAAAAGAAAAAUCUAUAUAGUACUAUCAGAAAGUAAUGGAGAACCCUAUGUUUGGUAUCAUACAAACCUGAAAGCACAACUGGAUUUGAUGGUUAGAGAUACAAUUUACCAAUGCAGACCUAGAAAAGCUGACACAGAAAAUAAUCCAGGGUGUAGGAAUGAAAACAUUUAGUUGUUUGCUUUGCUUUUGUCCAGUAAUUUGUACCAAAGCGGAUGAAAUGAAUGGACACCAGUCUAAACUGUUCUCAUGAGUUAAAAAGUGAAGUAGGUUAAUAGUAUUACUAAUGUAGCAGUGUGCAAACUAAAAUGAAGUACAUAAUGUCCACUGUCUGCUACUGCAAAUGAAAUGUUGCAUAUAUAGAAAAUAUGACAGUAAGCCUGCUGAAGUGCCUUUCUCUUUCAUCAGACUUAUUUUAUCAGUGGGACACCUGACUAUCUGAAAAGCACACGUAUAUAUUUUUUUCUGUUAGCCAAAAAGCCCCAAUUCAUACUUAAAAUUAUGUAGCUUUUAUAAUAUUGUAAAAACCAGAGCUAGUGUUUUUAUGUUGGAAUACUGACUCUUGCAUGUUGAUGAUGAUAACAGUUGUAAUCCCUAUCUUUUUUAUAUUUUAUGUUUGAAAAGGGGGGGAAAAGUAUAUCUUUAGUAAUCUAAAGAGUUGUAUCUUUUAAAAAUGCAUGUGCAGGAUUUGAUUCAAUUUAAGAGUAAGCAUCUUGAAAUCACUCGAUUUACAGGUAUGAAACUGACUGAGAUUUUAACUUCAAAAACAAAAUUAAUAUACUUUUUUAUAUGCAAGUUAUUUGUUUGAUAAAAAUCCUUUUUCAGGUCCUAACCUUCCUGGCCAGUAGAAGCAGAGAGCAUAUGGAAUUAGGUACUCAAUUCUUGUUACAGUCCUAGAACCAAUUUGUAUUUCAUUUUGGGGCCUAACCUGCAUUGUUUACAUAAGCCAAGCAUCUACAGAUUUUUUUGUUGUUGUUGAUUCACUGAAAUUAUACAUAGGCAAAACACAAUGCUAGGCCUACAGAGUUAAAAAUGACUAUUCUUUUAUAGUAGCUCAUACUGGUUUGUACUAUGCUUCUAACAACAGGCAUGCAUAUUUUUGCUAAAGAAUAAAAAUGAAAAGUAUGAGGUUUUUUCAAGUGACUUUAAUCUGAGCUUCAUUUUCUUUUAAAAGCAAUAUUCAAUGUUUUCUGUUAAAAAAAUGUUUGAAGCCAUUUAUUUGUAAGCCUGGCAGAGCAAAGUUGUCAUAAUUCUUAACAUUAACACUCUCGGCUUAAAAUUAUUUUACCAAAUGAAAUUUUUCUCAGUUAAUUGUUAAGAUUCUUUGAACAUUUGUAUACUCUCCCUCCCCAAAUACACUGGUACGUUAUUCCUCAUUUUAACGGAUUUAAUUCAUUUGAAGCACAUGUUGCACUUCAGUCUGUAUUACAACAGUAAGCAAAUAUUUUCACAACAUCCUGGUAUGGUGUAGAAAGGCACUUUUUAGUGCUCCUUAGAGCAUGAAGCUCAUUAAAACCCAACUCUGAGGUGCUGAAGCAUAGAUGAGCUGAUAGCGCUGGCUGUGCUCACCACCUUGCAUGUUGGAGCCAUACAUUCAAACAAGCACUUCAUUUCUUUGGCAAUCAUUUCCCGAAACACUCCAAUACAGAUAUUGCUCAUUUGGAAGAUGCUUAAUAUCCACCAUUUUUUUAAAGUAUUUCUAUCUUUUUAUAUUUUGUCAGAGGUGUCUUCAUUUCUCAAUGUAUUUACUACAGUAUCAAUGUAUCUGUUGCUGAAAAUGUAACUAAGAUUUGUAAAAUGUUACAGCUUAUGCAAUAUAAUAAAUAGUUUUAAAAAGUUA
Dromaius novaehollandiae (emu) is the source of this 9318-nucleotide messenger RNA. RefSeq names its product family with sequence similarity 171 member B (gene FAM171B). The record is from RefSeq and is a predicted model, not a curated record. NCBI's taxonomy places the organism in Eukaryota, Metazoa, Chordata, Aves, Casuariiformes, Dromaiidae. The coding region runs from base 194 to 2590 and encodes 798 amino acids. The transcript has 8 exons.